AAAAGUUGAGAGUUUUUUUUCCUUUCUGGUAGCAAAAAGAAAGGCAGAGAGGCUUUGUUUGUUCGUUUUAACCACACAAAAAUUAAUUUUGUCUUCUUUGACUGAACUCGGUCCCCUCUUUCCUUUUGGGUUCCACCGGACGGGAGUAGUACUAGAAGUCUAGAACCAUUACCCAUAUCACCGAUCCCGCCCCUCCCCCCAACGGCUCAAACCCAACCCUUGUGUAGGCGGGGUUCGAUCGCAAGUCUCCGCUACUGCCGGCCAGAGACCUUACCGACGGACCCGGUUCGCAUAUUCUAAACGGGGAUAUAUAUAAUCUCUAAGAGCUUAAUGGGUUGGACGAAUUCGCGGUUCCCAAGUUAAUAACCUUUUCUUCGCAGUCAUUGCAUUAGCUUCAAGUGCCGCCGUCGUCUACUAGCUUCUCGUCGGCUGCUGUGCUGCGCAGAGGGGUUCAACAUGGCAGGAAAGCAUAACAAAGCAAAAAAUAGGAGGGUAUCACAGAAUGCCAUGCACUCUACAGAACCAGUUUCCUCUAAUGUUCCGAUGAAAGAUGAGUCAAGCACUUUAGAAUCGGUCAAGGCUGAUAGUAAUGGAGCUUCUUCACCGAAUGAAUCCGCCAAUACCAAGUCAGAGGUGACGGACGCUCCAUCAGUGCCACCAACAAACCAGUCAAAGCAGGGUGACAUCCAUCUAUAUCCUGUUUCUGUCAAGACACAAUCUGGCGAGAAGCUUGAGUUACAAUUAAGUCCAGGAGAUUCUGUUAUGGAUUUAAGGCAGUUUCUUCUUGAUGCUCCUGAGACCUGUUUUGUUACUUGCUAUGAUUUAAUACUGCAUACAAAGGAUGGUUCAAUUCAUCAUUUAGAAGAUUACAAUGAAAUUUCUGAAGUUGCUGAUAUUACCACUGGUGGUUGCUCAUUGGAGAUGGUUGCUGCAGCAUUAUAUGAUGAUAGGUCUAUCCGGGCCCAUGUUCACCGUGCUAGGGAGUUGCUUUCUCUCUCCACACUCCACUCUUCAUUAUCAACAUCACUUGCAUUACAGCAUGAGACUAUGCAAAACACAACAACAGAUUCUUCGAAAAUUGAAGUCCCAGAGCUUGAUGGAUUAGGAUUCAUGGAUGAUGUUACCGGUUCGCUUGGUAGUUUGCUAUCAUCUUCUGCUCAAGAGAUCAAAUGUGUGGAAAGCAUUGUCUUUUCUUCAUUCAAUCCUCCUCCAAGUUAUAGGAGGCUUGUUGGAGAUUUGCUUUACCUGGAUGUGGUGACACUGGAGGGAAAUAGGUUCUGUAUUACGGGAACCACAAAAUCAUUUUAUGUGAACUCAAGCACUGGCAAUACCCUAGACCCAAAACCAGUCAAAGCUUCAUCUGAAGCAACAACCCUUAUUGGACUUCUACAAAAGAUUAGUUCCAGAUUCAAGAAAGCUUUUCGUGAAACUUUGGAGCGGAAGGCCUCUGCACACCCUUUUGAAAAUGUUCAGUCUCUAUUGCCACCAAAUUCAUGGCUAGGAGUUUAUCCUGUUCCUGGUUUAUGGGUUCUUUCUAUUGCAGAUCACAGACGUGAUGCAGCAAGAGCAGAGGAUGCCCUGACCCUUUCAUAUGGCAGUGAGCUAAUUGGCAUGCAGAGGGACUGGAAUGAGGAACUACAGUCUUGUCGGGAGUUCCCUCAUUCAACUCCUCAGGAAAGGAUCUUGCGUGAUAGGGCUCUCUAUAAGGUUACAUCUGAUUUUGUUGAUGCAGCGAUUAGUGGUGCAAUUGGAGUCAUUAACAGAUGCAUACCCCCUAUUAAUCCAACUGAUCCAGAGUGUUUUCACAUGUAUGUACACAAUAAUAUAUUUUUCAGUUUUGCUGUGGAUGCGGAUAUCGGACAAUUCUACAAAAACCAUGCGUCAAAUGUUAAAUUAAAGUUUGAGAACACAAAUACUUCUCCCAAUUCCUAUGAAAAGGCAUCAAGUGAUGUGAUUCAUGAAACUGGGGCUAUUUCCAAAGCAGAUAUAUACAAUGGCUCAAAUUCAGAGGAAAUUCAUGAAGUUAAAGCUGUGGCUGCUGAUGCGUCUGUUGACUCCCAAUUGGCUGAAAGUGAACAGGCUACAUAUGCUUCUGCUAAUAAUGAUUUGAAAGGCACUAGAGCUUAUCAGGAAGUUGAUGUUCCUGGGCUUUAUAAUCUUGCCAUGGCCAUAAUUGAUUACAGAGGUCAUAGAAUAGUAGCACAGAGUAUUAUACCUGGAAUUCUUCAGGGAGAUAAGUCGGAUUCUCUUUUGUAUGGCUCAGUUGACAACGGAAAGAAAAUUUGCUGGAAUGAAGCGUUUCAUUCCAAGGUAUUAGAGGCUGCCAAGCGCCUACAUUUAAAGGAACACACAGUCUUGGAUGGAUCGGGUAAUGUUGUCAAACUAGCUGCACCUGUGGAAUGCAAGGGUAUUGUUGGAAGUGAUGACAGGCAUUACCUUUUGGACUUGAUGAGAGUAACUCCGCGGGAUGCAAACUAUACUGGGCCUGGAUGCAGAUUUUGUGUUUUGAGGCCAGAACUUGUUACAGCCUUUUGCCAGGCUGAAGCCACAGAGAAGGCAAAAUGUAAAUCUAAACCUGAUGGAGGGCUCCCCGUCUCCACUGAUUCUUCCAAUGUUAGUGAUGUAGAUGUGAAGCCAAACUCUCAGGAUAAAAUAACAGAAGGGGAUACUAGGGAUGCCCAAGCACAUGAUUCUCCACCUUCUGAAACUGGCACAUUGUGUGAGGAAAUACUUUUAAAUCCAAAUGUCUUUACUGAGUUCAAGCUUGCUGGGAGUGAAGAGGAGAUAGCUGCAGAUGAAGAAGGUGUGAGGAAGGCUGGCUUGUAUCUUAAAAAUGUUGUGCUUCCAAAAUUUGUACAGGAUCUUUGCUCACUUGAGGUCUCACCCAUGGAUGGCCAGACACUUACUGAGGCCUUGCAUGCUCAUGGAAUUAAUGUUCGCUAUAUUGGACAAAUAGCUGAUAUGGUCAAGCAUUUACCUCAUGUAUGGGAUCUUUGUCUCACUGAGGUCAUUGUGAGGUCUGCGAAACAUAUUGCCAAGGAAAUUUUGAGGGAAUCUCAAGAUCAUGAUGUUGGGCCAGCAAUCUCACAUUUCUUGAAUUGUUUAUUUGGACAUAGCCAACCUCUUGGUACAAAAGUUUCUGCCAAUGGUAUGCAGUCUCGAACUCAGAAAAAGGACCAAGCAGGGCAGCAAGGCUCAGGAAAGUCCUUUAGAGGGACAAAGUUGAAGAAUGGAGUAUCUGCAAGGAAAAAUCAAUCAUCAUAUGCGCAUAUUACCUCAGAAAGCCUAUGGAUUGACAUUCAGGAGUUUGCAAAAUUUAAAUAUCAGUUUGAGUUGCCAGAGGAUGCAAGAUUGCGAGUAAAAAAGGUUUUGGUUAUUCGUAAUUUGUGCCAAAAGGUAGGCAUAACCGUUGCUGCUCGCAAAUAUGAUCUCAAUGCAGAAGCACCCUACCAAAUUUCAGAUAUCUUGGAUCUUCAACCUGUAGUUAAGCAUUCAAUUCCAGUAUGUUCAGAAGCCAGAGAUCUUCUUGAAACAGGAAAAGUCCGAUUGGCUGAGGGAAUGCUUAAUGAAGCUUAUACAUUAUUUUCUGAAGCAUUCUCCAUUCUUCAGCAAGUGACUGGUCCAAUGCAUCGAGAAGUUGCUAACUGCUGUCGGUACCUUGCCAUGGUUCUUUAUCAUGCUGGAGACAUGGCAGGAGCCAUAAUGCAGCAACAUAAGGAGUUGAUUAUAAAUGAGCGCUGCCUCGGGUUGGACCACCCUGAUACUGCUCACAGUUAUGGCAACAUGGCUCUUUUCUAUCAUGGUCUCAACCAAACAGAGCUUGCUCUGCGGCAUAUGUCUAGAACGCUGCUCCUUCUAAGUUUAUCUUGUGGUCCAGAUCAUCCUGAUGUGGCUGCAACUUUCAUUAAUGUUGCUAUGAUGUACCAGGAUAUUGGCAAGAUGAAUAUAGCUCUUCGUUAUUUGCAAGAAGCCUUGAAAAAGAAUGAAAGGCUUCUAGGUGAGGAGCAUAUUCAAACUGCAGUAUGUUAUCAUGCGCUUGCAAUUGCAUUCAAUUGCAUGGGUGCCUACAAACUCUCACUUCAGCAUGAAAAAAAGACUCAUGAUAUACUUGUUAAGCAACUUGGUGAAGAUGACUCCAGGACACAAGAUUCAAAGAAGUGGAUGGCGACAUUCCAAAUGCGUGAUCGUCAAAUGAAUGCACAGAAGCAGAAAGGCCAAGCAGUGGAUGCAGCUUCUGCUCAGAAGGCUAUUGAGAUAUUGAAGGCCCGUCCAGACCUCAUACAGGCAUUCCAAUCCGCUGCAGCUGGAGGUUCUGGAAAUGCCAAUUCAUCAGUGAGCAAAUCCCUUAGUGCAGCAAUUAUUGGAGAGACCCUCCCUCGAGGGAGGGGGGUUGAUGAACGGGCUGCCCGAGCAGCAGCAGAGGUUAGGAAGAAAGCUGCAGCUAGGGGUCUCCUUGUACGUCCACAUGGUGUUCCUGUCCCAGCUUUGCCACAACUCACACAGCUUCUGAAUAUAAUCAACUCAGGGAUAGCUCCAGAAGCCUCGUCCAAUGCACAAUCAGAGGAUCUGAAAAAAGAAGCCAAUGGCCCAACCACGAAUGAGUUAGGAGAUAGCAAAGAGAAUGGGUGUGCUACUACAGCCCAAGAAGCUCAGGCUCCUGUUGGAUUGGGCACUGGCCUAACUGCUUUAGAUCCUAAGAAGCAGAAAAUGAAAACAAAAGUCACCACUUAGAAACUUGAAACGAGAAGAGUGGGAUUUGCACGAGUAAUUUGGCCUAAGUUUUGGUCGUUGCGGUGAGUUUGAAGGAUUUGGUCCACCAUUCUUUUGUUGGAGAUUGCUUUUUUCCUUCAUCAGAUUUGAGUGGUAAUGCUCCUUGGAGGUUGCAUCGAGUAUUGGAUGAUGCCCAUGAAGCGUUUGUAUUUUAUUUUCUUAAUUAUUUUUGCUCAUAAUUAAGGAUGCUUUUGGAUCUCAAGAAGGUCCAAUCAAAUUCCAACCGCAAGGUAAAUUGUUACUUACCUAGGUGUAAGCUUUUUUAUUAAAUAAUCUGAAUGACGUUUUAGUUGAUUAGUCA
Molecule: messenger RNA, 5071 nt
Organism: Nelumbo nucifera (sacred lotus)
Lineage: Eukaryota; Viridiplantae; Streptophyta; Magnoliopsida; Proteales; Nelumbonaceae
Gene: NOXY38
Product: tetratricopeptide repeat (TPR)-containing protein
Biological process (GO): organelle organization
Cellular component (GO): cytoplasm
Molecular function (GO): protein binding
Source: RefSeq, a predicted model, not a curated record